AUGAGAGACCCUACAGCAGUCGAGAUGGAGGAGAAAAAACCAGCAUCGAAGAGUGGGGAGGCUCAAACAGCCACUAAAAUUUUACCUCCCCUAGAUGCGCCACCCCGAGAUGUGGCAGAUGACCCCUACAACGGUCGAGGCUACUCUCGCCUCUCUAUGGUUAUGAUGGUAGUCUUCAGCGGCCUUGCUAUCGGUUCCGACGGCUUUAACGCGUCAAUCAUUGGAAAUCUCGAAUUGAUCAUGGCGGUCAUUUAUCCUAAUUCACUGACCACCGCCGUGGCUUCUCGACUGUCCAACGCAUUCAUGGUCGGCAUGAUCAUCGGUAUGCUCUCGUUUGGUUAUAUUGCUGAUAAACUGGGCCGCAAGAGUGGUGCUGUUCUGACAACCACCAUUUUGGUACUGGGAAUUGCGCUGAGUGCCGGCGCCAGUGGACUGACUGAGGACGGCAUGUUUUGGAUGCUAAUCAUAGCCCGAGGAAUCGCAGGCGUUGGAGCAGGCGGGGAAUAUCCUGUGGCAGGAGCGGGUGCCGCCGAAGCCACUGACGAGGCUCCGGGCAUCCGCAAGCGGAGAGGAUUUAUUUUUGCAAUGAUUGGUGACCUGUCGGCAUCUCUUGGAUUUGCCUUCGGUGCCCUGGUGCCACUUCUUUUGCUUCUGUGCUUCCACCAAAAGGUGCAACAUUAUGAAGCUGUCUGGCGAGUCUCCUUGGCCAUGGGGGCUAUUGCUCCACUUUCCAUCUUCUGGUUUCGAUAUCGGAUGGUCGUAAGUUCUGCAUAUCGCAAGAGCUCCAUGAAAAAGCAGAGACUCCCCUAUUGGUUAGCAAUCAAAAAGUACUGGCGACCAUUGCUAGCCGUCUGUAGCACAUGGUUUAUCUACAAUUACAUAUCCUAUCCCUUCGGCCUGUUUUCAUCAACUAUCGUCGAUCGGGUGAAUCCGACCUCCUCCUUAGCUCUAACAAUGGCCUGGGGAACGUUGAUCAACUGCUUCUAUAUUCCCGGUGCAUUCAUUGGUGGUUUUCUCUCGGACCGUAUUGGCCGCCGCCGCACCAUGGCUCUGGGUUUCUUCCUUCAAGCCAUUCUUGGUUUCAUCCUAGGAGGAGCAUUGGGUCCGAUCCAGACAAACCUACCACUGUUCAUUGUGCUAUAUGGCGUAUUUCUUACACUGGGAGAAGUUGGCCCAGGCUCCACGAUUGUUCUCACCGCCAGCGAAAGCUUUCCCACAUCAGUACGUGGGCAUGCAGUGGGAUUAGCUGCUGCUUGGAGCAAGGCUGGAGCGGCAAUCGGAACUCAAGUGUUUAAGCCAAUUUUGGCUAGUUGGGGUGAUGAUGAGCUUCGUGGCACCCAAGCCGUGUUUCUGAUCGGAUCAGGCUUUGCCGUUCUUGGAGCCCUCCUGGCUUGGUUUGUGCUCCAGGAUAGCAACAAAAUCUUGGACCAUGGCGACCAAGAGUGGAAGGAUUACCUGGUUGCCCAUGGUUACACAAAUAUUGAAUGGGGUGCUGGAGAACAAACAGCUAUUCAGGAUGAAAAAUUGGCUGACUAG
Messenger RNA from Penicillium verhagenii, 1536 nucleotides. RefSeq lists its product as uncharacterized. The record is from RefSeq and is a predicted model, not a curated record. The transcript is spliced from 3 exons. Gene Ontology annotation, cellular component: plasma membrane. Gene Ontology annotation, molecular function: carboxylic acid transmembrane transporter activity. The coding region runs from base 1 to 1536 and encodes 511 amino acids. Gene Ontology annotation, biological process: carboxylic acid transport; transmembrane transport. NCBI's taxonomy places the organism in Eukaryota, Fungi, Ascomycota, Eurotiomycetes, Eurotiales, Aspergillaceae.